ACGUGACAGGUCACGAGGAAAACAAACAAGAUGGCGACACACGUGAUGGCGUUUUGAGGUCGCAGACCGUGUCAUGCGGGAUAAGGACACUUCCUGUGGACGAAGAUAAUCUGUCAAGAUGGUAGACAUUCUGCCGUGGCUCGAUGAACAUUUGUAUGUGCCCAUCCUUGGUGGACUGGCGUUGGUGGCUAUCAUUGCCCUUAUUGUCUGGUGUUGUGUCCGUAAGUGCAGGAACAGGUACAAGUUCCCGUACCGACGUAUCGGAGAGUAUGAUGUUGCUCUCUCGGAGCAAAUGGAGAGAGAAAAACAGCAGAAAAUAACAGCAGUGAGAGAUUCUGCGUUCAUGAGCUGCCAGUUCUACCUGCGAUCUCACCCCCAGUAUGACAAUGUGCAACAACUGAAGGACCUUGGCAGCAGGAUCGACAAGCACUGGUUCCGUGUCCGUGACAAUCGCCUGAAGGUGGACCGAAUUCUCACCACCAUCCCCAGCAACAUGAAGAUGGUGCUCCCCUUCACGCCGGCCACCAGCAAGGUCCUCAAGGAUCUCUUCAGCCUCCUCCAGCACCCGUACGUGUUCCCCGUCUCUCAGUUCAACUUCUCGGUGGAGCAGAUGUGCAUCAUUACGGUCCAGCCAAUCAGCAUGCGGGGAUCUCUGAAGGAUGUCAUAUACCAGAGAAAGUUUACGGAGAGCUGGUAUGAGAAAUACAGCCAGAGAAAUCGCGGCCUGAGUCUUCAGCAGAUACAGCUGUUUGGCCGACAGAUCCUUGAGGGACUGAUGUAUUUAGAAGACAAGGGAUUUCCCCAGCACAGCAACAUCCAUUCAGGCAACAUCAUGUUCGAGGAUGGCGUGUGCAAAGUAACAGGAUAUGAAAACAUCUUUUUGGGCAACACAUCCAGAGUCUAUUCCCUAAUAAGGAAGAAACUGAAAGGAGAGAACAAAGAUGCAAUUGACGUACUGUCCUUCGGUCAUCUGCUGUUCGAGAUGUGUUUCGGUUUUGAGCUGGAUGCCCCCCAUCCGGAGCCCCAGAACUUGACAGGCCAUCAGUCUCCAAUCAUAGUUGAGGUGAUGAACUUUAUAUUUGAACCAGAGUCUGGAAAGUACCCCACUUUGCGAGAGGUGUCCCAGCACAUGUUCUUUGGCAGCAUCCGUCUCCAGGAGAUGAUGGCGUAUAACCCAGCACCAAUACAUCUGAGUAGCUCCAUGAAGAGUCUACUGAAGACAGUCAGGAAGGGCAAGUCAAAAUCAAAGUCAAAAUCGGGCACUGAUAAGAAGAAAUCCGAGUCCAAGAGAGGGUCAAGAUCUGCUUCAGUGUCCUCAGUGACCAAUACAACUCCACCUCCUCCUCCUCCUCCCUCCUGGCCCCCCACCACCCCCAGCAGCUUCACCUCCACCCCAGCCCUCCACCUCCACCUCAGACCCAGGGAGAGGGGCUCUCCUGGGAUCCAUCAAGAAGAGCCAUAGUCUCAAGAAGACCAUCACUAAUGACCGGAGUGCUCCUCGGGUCUGAACUCCAGACUUGGACAUCUGACUUGGAUUAUAGACAACAUAAAGUGUAAUGAUUGUGUAUCCUGUAUGGAGGAAUCGGUAGUGAAAUCAUUGUCAACAAACUAUCCAGAUAUCACACAGUCAGCAGUGUCCAUUGGAUGAUACAGAUACACAUACUGCUUGAUAUAGUUACUGUACACAAAACAUACACACUUUGUUGUUCAAUACAGUGAUUCUGGAGACCAAAGUACCAUCUGUUGAUGGGUCUGUGUUAAUCAUCCGUGCAUGUAUCAGAACCUUGACACUUCUCCCAUGUCACAGACAUGUAUCUCCACUCUGCCUGAAGCUCGACGUUGACACAGCCUGGCCUUCUAAGAAGAUUACUGUCACAGAUCAUUUCCAAACUGUAUAUAUGAUUACCUGCCUUAUGAUGAAGAUGUGCCCGCUGUGCUUUCAAAUUCAAUGUGAUGUCUUUUGUGCAAACACUGAUAUGUGAGAGGCUGCUUGUUGCCAGUAGAUUUCUAGCAGUUGUACAGCAAUACAAUACACGUUAACCUCUGUUUCAGGCAGGCACAGUUGCAAUAUUAACAUACAUUUCCAAUCUAAGAGCCAGAAAAUUACAUGUGCAAUUUAUCCAUUGAUCAAAGAACACCUGGUCCAUGGUACCACUUGGAUUUGUGUUCCCCCAGACUUACAGCAGUGGUACCGCUUGAACAGCCAGCCAGUCAGGCAGAUUACUCCUAGUCACACUGCAAGCUUGGCUCUAUGGAGGGGAGAGGUUAUGUUUAAUGCUGGGCAUGUUGUAUUGUUGUCAAUUUGUUUUAACUAUGGAUCAAUUCAUAUUUAAGAUCACUUGAGAAUGAUUGUUACUUUUUCUGUUAGUACCUACAAAGAAUGUAGGCAACCAUUUUGUUUGAUAUGCUGAUUUCUGUACUGCUUGUUAUUCCUGUGACUGUUUGUUAGAAUGGCGCCAUUUGGCCGAAACACAGAUGACUUCUGAUGAAGCGUUCACUGUUACCAUGGUUACCAUGUUGUUGGCAUUGUUUUGAUUCAGCUGCUCCAUGUAACAGGCUACUGGAAGCAAUAUUUACUUGAGGACAUCAAAUUGUCAUUUCUCUAAGCACUUGAUUUAUGUGGUCAAGUCGUUGUCACCUUGGCCUUCAUAGCCACACAGUUGGUUUGAUAGUUUGGUGCAUGUUUUUACAGCCUUUAUUGGUUCUGGGUAUGAUGGUUGUUGAAUCUCUCACACUGCAAUACAAAGAGAUGCAUCCAGGUGCAGAGAGCCCAGUGUAUGGACAUCUAAAAUCGUUAUUUGCUCAUUAUUUGUUGGUAUUCCAGAAUCUAUCAAAUGAACAUUUUUUGGUCAGUCUUGUCCUGAUGGCUUCUGUGGUAGCCAUGCCUUCAGUAUAAUACAGCUGUUAUACAAACAAUAAAGAUGACGAGCAUCUUGUACUCGUAUGUGCAUACCCAAGUGAUCACACUAUCUGUUUGCUAUUAUGAAAAUAAUAAUAUGUAAUUUUGUAAUAAAAUGGUGCUAUUCAAAGAA
Molecule: messenger RNA, 3032 nt
Organism: Haliotis rubra (blacklip abalone)
Lineage: Eukaryota; Metazoa; Mollusca; Gastropoda; Lepetellida; Haliotidae
Product: slowpoke-binding protein-like
Biological process (GO): protein phosphorylation
Molecular function (GO): ATP binding; protein kinase activity
Source: RefSeq, a predicted model, not a curated record